Heterotrigona itama is the source of this 695-nucleotide messenger RNA. The record is from the annotation of a GenBank genome assembly. NCBI's taxonomy places the organism in Eukaryota, Metazoa, Arthropoda, Insecta, Hymenoptera, Apidae.
AUGCCUGUAAGUAAAAUACUUUUGGUAAUGUCGAAUAUUGUGACAUUGUUGGUAGAACAUUUUUCAUAACCUUUUCAGAUUUUUCUUAUCUACGUUUUCUGUCUAUUAAUUUAUUGCGAGAACUUCUUCCUUAAUUAUAAUUUUCCUUCUUAUUUUUCUUAUUCUAGGCAUAUCAUUCAAGCUUUGUCGAGAACAAUGGAAACGUCGGAAAUAUGGCACUUCUGCCAAUUAGAACCCAUUUUAGGGGUCCUGCACCACCCUUGAACAAUAAAGAUUUAGAUAUAAUUGAUGAAGCAUUAUAUUUCUUUAAAGCGAAUGUGUUCUUUAGGACAUACGAAAUUAAGAGCGAAGCAGAUAGAGUUUUAAUUUAUAUUACGCUGUACAUAACAGAAUGCUUGAAAAGAUUGCAGAAAUGUGCAACUCAGGCUCAAGCAACGAAUGAAAUGUAUUCUCUUGCUAUUUCAAAAUUUGACAUUCCUGGUGAUCUUGGUUUUCCUUUAAAUUCUGUAUACGCGAAACCAAGUAAUCCUGUAGAAGCAGAUACUAUGAGGCAAUAUUUGCAACAAAUAAGACAAGAAACAGGCGUUAGACUUGUAGAGAAAGUAUAUGGCGAAGAUGGUAAACCAAGUAAAUGGUGGCUGUGUUUUGCAAAGAAAAAGUUCAUGGAUAAAUCGUUAUCUGGUCCUGGACAAUGA